Drosophila takahashii is the source of this 3382-nucleotide messenger RNA. It is a transcript of the gene hoe1, whose product is annotated as OCA2 melanosomal transmembrane protein hoepel1. Gene Ontology annotation, cellular component: membrane. Lineage: Eukaryota; Metazoa; Arthropoda; Insecta; Diptera; Drosophilidae. The record is from RefSeq and is a predicted model, not a curated record. Gene Ontology annotation, biological process: transmembrane transport.
UUACCACCCAAAAGCCAGUGCUGCGUAUGCGUGAUUCGUUUAUAUGAAGCGGAGGCACAAAACCCUUUACAACAUCAAGAUGUACAAGAGAAAGGCCUAAAAGCCAAAAAUAAAUUUUUGUGAUUUGCGAUAAUAAUUAGUAUUAAUAGAUACCGGGUUCAAGCCAAUCGGAACCCAAAAGUUUAAGUCAGAAUCGCGUCUAGACGUCAGCGGCUUAAUUAAUUUAACACGCUCCUCGAUUCGGUCAAAAUUGCGCCCGUACGGGUUCACGCUGCGCCCAGCCCACCGCCCACUGCCACCCCCCACCACCACCCACUGCCUCCCAGCACCACCGACAACAACAACCUCACCGACAACAACAACAGCAGCAAGACGACGGACUCCGGCACAGUGGGUCACACAGCCGGAUCUUCCACGGUAUCGCGGCGCCACAGUGGGAGUGGCAGUGGGCGGGACAGUGGGCGUGGCAGGGUGCCCAGCAUCCACAAGAAGCGCAAGAACAUCUGGCCAUUCAAGAUGCGGGUGAAGGUGACCAAGCGCCUGUGGCCCCACCGACAGGCGUCCACCAAGAGCGACAGGUUUCCACAGCCAAACGAAGUAACAGAAGGUGCCUUACAGGUCUGGCGAACUCUGCCGGAGCGAAUUCGUCAGGAUCCCAGUCUCGCGUCCUUUCGCCAGGAGCACGAACGUCUGCAUGGCGAUGUGGAUCCCCUGCAGGCGGAGGAGUCGGAGGUUCGGGUGGAGAAUGGACACCACGAGGAGACCGCUCUGGCCAACCAGGCCUUCACACAGAUCGGGAUUAAUGUGACAAACGAGGCGGGUCAGGUGCGGGUGCUCGACGGCAGGGACCUGGAGAACAACAAUGACGAUCAACAUGACGAGGCCGAACCGCAUGCCAAAAGUUUGAUCCGAAAGUAUCUCAUCUGGUUCAAGAUUGCCGUGCUGCUGGUGGUCUGGUGCGUCUUCACCGCCUUCCUAAUGUCCAACAACGAGCAUGUGGACCAGCUGAGCCUCAUAAGUGUUCCUAGGAAUAGCUCACCAAGAGUAUUUCCCAUUGCCACCUCCAGUCUGCAGAGGAUCGGCCUGGGUCUGCGAGGACCUUUCCGGCUGCAGGAGAACGAGCUGGCCCUAAACGAGAGCGUUCCACUGCCCCUGCUCCAAGUGCUGGUGAUGCGCAGCUACUUCGAUGGCGACGGCAUGGAGAUUUACAUCGAGAACGCCAGCCAGGUGUGGCAGCUGGACGUGGUCUACUCAGAUCUAAUCGAUGCCACCAGGGACACGAAGAAGCAGCGCACCUUCGAGCUGAGUCCCAUUGAUCCUUUGUGGUUGGCCCAGGCGAAUCGCACGGAGCUGAGCUUCGAGUUCACCAGCAGCAUCGAGGGGGAGCUGCCGCUCCAGCUGAAUGUGGACGAGUCGCCCAUUUACAAGCGGGAUGGUGUGAUCUAUGCAGCUGUCGUACUCUGCGGUCUUUACGUGAUGAUCAUCUGGGAGAUUGUGAAUCGAACAUUUGCCGCCAUCAUCGCCUCCACGCUUUCGGUGGGAAUAUUGGCUGCCCUGAACUCGCGACCCUCGAUGGCCACCAUCAUGGGUUGGAUCGAUGUGGAGACACUGCUGCUGCUCUUCGGCAUGAUGAUCCUGGUGGCCAUUCUCUCGGAGACCGGCGUCUUUGACUAUCUGGCCGUGUAUGCCUACAAGAUAACCAACGGACACGUUUGGCCCCUUAUCAAUUGUUUGUGCCUGUUCACCGCUGUCCUGUCGUCCUUCCUGGACAAUGUGACCACCGUGCUGCUGAUGACCCCGGUGACGAUACGACUCUGCGAGGUCAUGUGCCUCAAUCCGGUGCCCAUACUCAUGUGCAUGGUCAUCUACUCGAACAUUGGUGGAGCAUUGACUCCGGUGGGGGAUCCGCCCAAUGUGAUCAUCGCCUCGAAUAGCUACAUAUCCAAGAAUGGCGUCAAUUUCGCUGUCUUCACUUUGCACAUGUUGCCCGGAGUUCUUCUGGUGAUGGUGCAGACCUACAUCCAAUUGCGAUACAAGUUCCGCAACAUUAGUGAUCUGCAGUUCAAGGACUCGCCGGAAGUGGAGGAACUGCGUCACGAGAUCCACGUGUGGAAGCGAGCGGCUGCCAGUCUGUCGGCCUAUUCAAAGGACGAGGAACUGGUGCGACAAACGCUGAUGAAGAAGGUGAAUCGCUUGAAGAGAAGCCUGAAGAAGCGCAUGACGGCGGUCAUAGAACCGGCACCCAAUUACCAGCAAACUCUGGCCAAUCUUCAAGCAAAGUACCCCAUUCGCAACAAGCCCCUGCUGAUCAAGUGCUCGGCUGCCCUGCUCUUUGUGAUCAGCUUGUUCUUUUUGCACUCGGUUCCGGAACUGCAGAGAUUAUCCUUGGGCUGGACCGCUCUGUUGGGCGCCAUAUUCCUGAUCAUACUGGCGGAUAUCGAGGAUAUGGAGGCUAUAUUGGCUCGCGUGGAAUGGUCAACGCUGCUCUUCUUCGCAGCCCUUUUCAUCCUCAUGGAGGCUCUGACGGAAUUGGGUUUGAUUGAGUGGAUCGGCAACAUGACCGAGGGCAUUAUCCUGGGAGUGGGCGAGGAUCGUCGACUAAUGGUGGCCAUUUUGAUUAUACUUUGGGUUUCUGCUGUGGCUUCGGCUUUUGUGGACAACAUCCCGCUGACCACAAUGAUGGUGAAGAUUACCAUAUCGCUGGCGCAGAAUAGCACUUUAAAUCUGCCGCUGCAGCCUUUGGUUUGGGCUUUGGCUUUGGGAGCAUGUUUGGGAGGCAAUGGAACUCUGAUCGGAGCCUCGGCCAAUGUGGUUUGUGCAGGAGUGGCUGAGCAGCAUGGCUACAAGUUCACCUUCCUGCAGUUCUUCAAAGUGGGCUUUCCCAUCAUGAUCGGCAGCAUUAUAGUCACCACGGGCUACUUGCUCGUUUCGCACUCGCUGUUCGCGUGGCAUUGAUGAAGGGCCCCCAUCUAGGAGUUGACUGUGUCGAUUCGCAACAAGGCGCACUUUACCUCGUUACCUAACGGACAGAAACUGUUCCAGAUGCCACACACACUCCUCCGGUUUUCGAACCCCAGACCCAUCUAAACAGCACCAAGCUAGAGAGGAUACCACACAUCUUAUGCACUAGCCAUAAGUGUUUGGUUCGCAAGGAAACCAAUCAGAAACACAGAAACGAAGAAUAUUACAUAAAAAUACAUUUAUUUUUACACAUCGUUGUUAGUGUAGUGUGUAGUAUAAAUAACAAAACAAACAACAACAAUUAAGAGAAAUAAAAUAAAUAUAAAUUAAUUAUUUACUAUUAAUAAUGUCGCUGAACUGUGAAACAAUUGUUAAAUGUUAAAUGUAUGAAUACGAAUUAAAUAAAAACGAAACAAAUAUA